CUCGCAUGCACGCUUGCUUCAUGAUCCCACAAUCCAAAUAAAGUACCCAUCUUCCUAGUUUAGAAUACUCGCCCAACCAUAAGUCUAGCUCACACAGUUGCUUCUACUCUUCACUUUUUAUGCGCCACUAUCGCCGGCGAUUACCAGAUCUCUUCCCGCCGUGAAAUUCCCGGCCACCACCGUCCACGGUGUGGCAGUUGUUUGGGAGGAUCAAUUUUGGCGUCAUGCUUAUUGCUUGAGCCGUGAAAAAUCCAAAAAGAAAAAAAAAAAUCCCUUUAUCAAGAUGGCCAACAACACGGCUGGCCAUGAGAUAUGCCAGCUUACAUUCCUUUUCGAUUUCGAAACAGAGCUUGGUAAGGACCUCAGGGGUUUCUUGUACUUUCUGGCCCUUGGCUACUGUUUUGUUGGGCUUUCGGCCAUAACCGAUCGAUUUUUCCGGUCAAUGGAAACCGUGGUCAAGCAUAGCCGAGCUGUAGAGGAGAUUGAUCCCAGGACUAAAACCAAAGUCAUUAAGCACGUGAAAGUAUGGAAUUAUACAAUUGCUGACAUCACAUUGCUUGCUUUCGGUACAAGCUUCCCGCAGAUUUCGUUAGCCACGAUCGAUGCAAUAAGGAAUAUCGGAAGCUUGUAUGCCGGAGGUUUGGGCCCGGGAACACUCGUGGGCUCAGCUGCGUUUGAUCUAUUUCCGAUACAUGCAGUCUGUGUUGUUGUUCCUAAAGCUGGAGAACUCAAGAAGAUAUCUGAUAUUGGUGUUUGGCUUGUGGAACUUUUUUGGUCUUUUUGGGCAUAUAUCUGGCUGUACAUUAUAUUAGAGUCUGUGCUUUCUUGUGUAAUCCCGCAAUUCGGAGAUUUUCGUUAUAAGGUAGAAACAUUAAGCAUGAUAUCUACUUCUCAGGUGUGGACACCAAAUGUCAUUACACUUUGGGAAGCUUUUUUCACGGUGUUACAGUUUGGUAUGCUGCUUACUCAUGCCUAUGCUCAAGAUAAACGUUGGCCAUACGUGUCUAUUCCAUUGAAGAGAGAUGAAAGGCCGGAGGACUGGGUACCAGCAGAAACUGGCAAUAGGAUUCGUGAUAAGUAUUCCGAAUUAGUCGAAAUUGAUCCGGAUAGAAGCAGGGAUAUUGUCGACAUUUUCUCAAUCCAUUCUGGUAAUGCAGGUUAUAUGUAUGAAAGCUUGCCUAAUACUGACGUUACAGAAUCCUGUUCAGAACAACCUCGUGAAGACUUAACUGCACAGAAAGUUGAUCUGCCCUCAAUCUGGAAACAGCAGUUUAUUGAUGCUCUCACGUUAAAGAGGCCAAACUCAAGACAAUCAGGCAAUAAAUUAUUACGUGUAGCGAAAAACUUUUAUGAAUUGCUCAGUGCACCCUGGAGACUACUCUUUGCCUUUGUACCUCCGUAUCAAAUAGCUCAUGGAUGGAUAGCUUUCAUUUUCUCUUUAGCUUUCAUAAGCGGGAUAGCUUUCGUUGUCACCAAGCUUACGGAUCAAAUUAGCUGUGUUACAGGUAUUAAUCCGUAUGUGAUAGCAUUCACAGCUUUAGCUGCUGGAACAUCAUGGCCCGAUUUAGUGGCCAGCAAGAUUGCAGCCGAAAGGCAGCUGACUGCAGAUUCUGCUAUAGCUAACAUCACUUGCAGCAACUCAGUGAAUAUAUACAUUGGAAUUGGAGUGCCAUGGCUGAUCGACACGUUAUACAACUUCAUAGCGUACAAGAAGCCGUUGAGGAUAGAGAAUGCAAGAGGACUUAGCUUCUCAUUGCUCAUGUUUUUCGCCACAUCAGUUGGGUGUAUUGGGGUUUUGGUACUUAGACGGUACACAUUAGGAGGCGAGCUUGGAGGCCCAAAAGGUUGGGCAUGGGUUACUUGUGUUUUCUUCAUGCUCCUAUGGCUUAUCUUUGUCGUCUUGUCGUCUUUACGGGUUUCUCAUGUUAUUUGAAGUAGAGUGUAUGUGAUGGUGUGUGGCUUGUGUGAGUUGGGUUUAUAUAGUUCUCAAGUGAUGAGGCUAUUUGUUAUCUCAAGCAAGAAUUCAAGAUAUAGCAGAAAUGCAAUU
Molecule: messenger RNA, 2047 nt
Organism: Striga asiatica
Lineage: Eukaryota; Viridiplantae; Streptophyta; Magnoliopsida; Lamiales; Orobanchaceae
Source: the annotation of a GenBank genome assembly